Messenger RNA from Aspergillus terreus NIH2624, 3231 nucleotides. Its product is annotated as ribonuclease Z. The record is from RefSeq and is a predicted model, not a curated record. Gene Ontology annotation, biological process: mitochondrial tRNA 3'-end processing. The transcript has a single exon. The coding region runs from base 1 to 3231 and encodes 1076 amino acids. Gene Ontology annotation, molecular function: 3'-tRNA processing endoribonuclease activity. Gene Ontology annotation, cellular component: mitochondrion. NCBI's taxonomy places the organism in Eukaryota, Fungi, Ascomycota, Eurotiomycetes, Eurotiales, Aspergillaceae.
AUGAAGUUCUACUUCCAGGUGGUGACGACGCCCACCGCCGACACCCCCGGCACGUCUGUCCUUCUCUACUUUCCCGAUAAGCGGUAUUUCUUCGGCCAAAUUUCCGAAGGAACUCAGCGAGCAUGCACCGAGCGUGGCGUCCGGCUGUCCUACCUCACCGAUGUCUUUCUGACAGGCCGGAUGGAAUGGGCUAAUACGGGCGGGCUCAUCGGCGUGAUUCUCACGCAGGCGGAUACCCUCGCCAGUUCCACUGCAGCCAUCGAGACGGCCGCGCGCGAGAAGCAGGCCCGUCGACAGAACAACGCUAAGGAUGGAUCUACCCAGCCGCAGAAGUUGGAGCAUGGCGUUCCCUACGCCGUGGAAGAUGGUCAGGCGGUCGCCCAGCGGGGCAGACUGACGAUUCAUGGGCCGCGGAACCUGGCACAUACGCUGGCGACGGCGCGGCGAUUCGUCUUCCGGAAAGGGAUGCCCGUAUACACGAAGGAGUACGACUCGGAGACCAUGGCAAGGACGAUGCCGGGGACCGAGGACCCGUUCGAGAACCCUACGUGGUCCGAUAGUAACAUCAAGGUGUGGGCUAUGCCGAUUCGCCCGGCGACGUCGCUCCCGCCGAAAACCGCGUCGCGUCAGCCCAGCCCGCAGAGUCCGCGGAAGAGGAGUUUGGAUGAAUAUGAGGAGCGGAACGUUCCGUUGGACCCGAUGGAUGAGCACACCAAGAACCAGAUUAUGAGACAGACCGUUAUCACCGACAUGUUUAACUCUACGUGGAGGAUGGAUGCAUUGGUUGAAACCCCCCUUGCCGAGGUGAAGAUGCCUGCAGUGAUGUUCGUUCGCAACCCUGAGACCAAGGACCUCGAUCGAUACACGGGACCUCUUCCCGGUAGUGGCGAGCCUCUCCCCGAUAUUAAGGUGCUUGUUCGCCAGCCGUGGCCUGGAGCGACGGUGGAGAAACUCCCUCCCACGACGUGGUGCGACGAGGCUGUCUCGUAUAUCGUGCGAAACCACGACAUCAGAGGGAAAUUCCGCCCGGACGUCGCGAAGAAUUUAAAUGUGACUCCUGGGCCCGACUAUGCGAAAUUGGCGAGAGGCGAGAGCGUCUUGUCCAAGGACAAUCAGACCAUCACACCGGAUAUGGUCCUGGGUCCCACGCGGCUCGGGAAAGGACUUGCGAUUAUCGAUCUGCCUACACCGGAGUACGUGGACGGGCUGGUUAACCGGUCAGAAUGGAAUUCACCCUCCGUGACGACGAAUUUGGAAGCCUUUCUCUGGAUCCUAGGCCCUGGAGUGGGUGACCACCCCCGUCUGCACGAGUUUGUUGCCAAGAUGUCCCACUGCAAGCAUACCGUAUCGAGCUCCGACUAUUCCCCGAACUACCUGUCGUUGGCAAGUGUUGCAGGGUCAUCGGUGCGCAUGGCGCAGUUGCGGAAAGAGAACUUCCCCGUGCCAGUUCACGACAAUGUGACGAUCCCCCAGCCUGGAACUCCCACGGCGGGAACAGAGAUUGCAAAAAUCCCAUCUUUCGAACCUGUCGAACCAGGUCUUGUCAUCGACAUGGAGCCCAAGUUCGUCCUGAACCGUUCGGAAGUCAUGCCAUUGUUCAAUACGUCGAAAAUCGCGAACAAGAUGCCCCGGGCUGUUGACCAACGAAUGCGCACAAUUCAGAAGCGAAUCAAGAAGCCCGAGUUCCAGCAAAAACUGGAGGACUACCGCAAGGGCCUCCCCGGCGCUGAUGUAGAGAUCAUCGCUCUUGGCACCGGAUCGUCCUCUCCAUCCAAAUACCGGAACGUAUCCAGCACUCUCCUGCACGUGCCUGGCUACGGCUACUACCUCCUUGACUGUGGAGAGAACACGCUGGGCCAGCUGAAGCGUGUCUUCGAGCCCGAGCAACUCCGAGAGGUCCUCCAGAACCUUCGCAUGAUCUGGAUUAGCCAUCUGCACGCAGACCACCACUUGGGUACGGCGUCUUUGAUUCGGGCCUGGUUCCAUGAGAACUACCCCGACGGCGUCCCCCACACGACCGCCGUGGAGACUGACAUGGCCAAGAUCCUGAACGAGAAGCGUCUCUUCGUGGUGUCUGAAGAAAUGAUGGUCGGCUGGCUUGAGGAGUAUGCUGGCGUGGAGAACUACGGAUUUGGCAGGCUGAUCCCUCUCAGCGCCAACCCAGACCUAACCAACGGCGUCUACCGCACUGAGCUUCUUUACCGUCACUGCCGUGCUGAUGGCUCCUACCCAGGUAGCGAGUCCGACGAAAAACCCCAAAUCACUUCUCUCCGCCUCGACGAUGACACCUCCCCUCUCACCCCGCUCCUCCGUAAAGCCACAGGUCUCUCCAACCUCCUCGCGACGAAGGUCUCACACUGUCGCGGCGCUAUGGCCGUCUCGCUCGUCUUCCCAGACGGCUUCAAAAUCUCCUUCUCGGGCGACUGCCGUCCAUCUCCGAUUUUUGCGGCUGUCGGCCACGGCUCGACUGUGCUCAUUCACGAAGCCACUUUCCAGGAUAACAUGCAAAUGUCCGCCAUUGCAAAGAAGCACUCCACUGUCGCCGAGGCUCUUGAAAUUGGCCGUCGAAUGGAAGCCCGCUCCAUCCUGCUCACCCAUUUUAGCCAACGCUACCAGAAGGUCGCCCACCUGGACAAACAGGACGCGUCCGUCGCCGCCAAACUCGACCGUCAGGUCGUCACUGAUCAGCCUCCAGUUUCCAACGAUGUUCCUGACAUCCCGGACAAUGAGCCCGGCGAUGCAGCCCCGGAACUCCAGGGGCCUGUGGACUCCGCGCCCGAUGCUGAACCCCAGCUGCCGUUGAAGGCGCCCGUCGUCGCUGCCUUCGACUACAUGCGCGUCCGUGUCGGCGAUAUGCCGCUUGCGCAGGCAUAUGCGCCCGCCGUCGGAAAGCUGAUCGAUAUCUUCGAGCGCGCUUCCGCCCAGGAGACCGAGAAGGCAAAGCUGGAGCUCGAAAAGCAGAUGGCGGUCAAGGCGGAAGCGAAGAAGUCCAAGAAGAAGUUGAAGCAGGAGAAAUUGGCGGCUGAGUCCGCUAAAGCUGCCAAGCCGGCUCAGCCUGCCGAUUCUACGAAACCUGCUGGGUCGGAAUCUGCUGUACCCGCCGAGGCGCCAGCGGACGCGAACAAAGAGCCGAGCAAGUCCGUCUGGAGCGCCAGCGAAAGCGAAAGCGGUUGGGAUACCAGCGGCAGUGACAGUGAAGAUGCAGCACUGUCUAAUGAAAAGAAGCAGUAA